Phytophthora sojae is the source of this 1746-nucleotide messenger RNA. RefSeq lists its product as hypothetical. The transcript is spliced from 2 exons. NCBI's taxonomy places the organism in Eukaryota, Oomycota, Peronosporomycetes, Peronosporales, Peronosporaceae. The record is from RefSeq and is a predicted model, not a curated record. Bases 1 to 1746 code for a protein of 581 amino acids.
AUGCCGGUGGCGACGUCAUCGAUAACAAAGCUUCAGGUCAAGCCGCAAGGUACCACCGUAUCGGGACGCCGGUCGAUACGUUCAACAGCGUUGGGUCGAAGGAAGCAGUACAUCGUGCAGUCCAAACCGAGAUGGAAGAUCACCAAGUGGCAGCUCUUCAACAUCAUUCGUCGGCUUGUGGUGAUCGUGGCUGCGUUCUUGUACAUCUACGUGUCCAUGAUGGCGACUUGGCGCACGAUGGAGGUGCUGCGUGAUAUGUCCAACCCCACUCAACCGUUCGGCUCCUUCACGUCGUCUCUUAUCGGCGGCUACAUUGGUGACGGCUUCGUCCGGGACAGCCCCCUUGUGCAAGACGUCUUAGGUGGGGAUACAACGCCGCGAGACUACGUCUUGUUCCUCGAGUCUGAGACGAAGACCUCCGUCAAUAAUUGCUCCAACGUGCCGCUGUUCACACCCGACCUGUACAAAUACGCCUUCCUGAUCCACGGGUACAUGGAAAUCGUGAACGAUACCAGCUACAACGUCACCAUCCUCGAUGAACUCGAGCUUGUUGUGGUGGUGGUGGACUGCAGUUUCACGCCAUUAACGAAGGGUGAUCGGUCGGCAGCGCGCGUCUUCAGCCUGGUUCGUUCCAUCAACGACCCUGACGAUUUGUAUCUGGUCAUGGCGUCGCUAUCUGUUCAGGACUACGAGAUACGCGCACACAAUAAAUUCGGUCCGGCCCUCCUAGGAAUGCUCACCUUAAUUCACGACAUGGGAGAGGCAAAUCCCGAACAAGUUUACCUCGUGACUCCGACGUACCCGUACCAACGUUCGCUGGAGUUCGAGCCCUAUGAGUUCGUAAGGGAAACUAAAGGGUACUUGGAGUUGCGCAGCGUACCCCGAGACCCGCUCACCCAACCAGUUAAGGAUCUCCUCACAACGAGGAAACGCGGCUUCUUUGAUGGCGACGUGCAGUCGAAUAUCAACUACAUGUACACAUUGCAAAAUGCUGUGGAUGCGAAAAGCGCGCUGACAGACUGGGAAUGGUUUGGCCAGCCGACUACCACCGACGCGUGGGCUUGGAUUAUCCACAUCUAUCGAUUUAACCUGCUACGGGCUGCGUCUGGAGUUCUGGAUGGGGUUGUUUCGUACUCCAACAAGCUUUUCCUGCUUGGUGACGAAUGGGUACCGGACGUCGUGUACGCGAUGUCUCCGAUGGAUUUCUGGUCCGCCUUCCAGAUCCCGGCAAAAGAUGGCACCUUCAUUGCUACUUCGUUCUUUCCUAGAUUGGUCUUGCUAUUGACAAUUUCACACUACGCCAUGCUACGGAAGGUGUACCGGCACUUCUACCCUGAAAAAGUCGAUCUCAAAUCGGGCCACACUGCGGAUCGAUCUACGAACGAGAAGGCUGCGCUUGCCGAGAAAGGGCACUUGACUAACUUUGAGAUCUCGACGGGCGCAGAGUUACAGACGCGCUUUGGGAUCAUCUCGGACUACAAGAAUUACGUUUACUUCAAGGGGAUGAAGUUCGCGUCGGCGGACGGCGUGUACUGCUCGGGGUAUGUCAUCGUAAACGGCAAAUUCUUGGUGGCGUCAAAGGACUUACAAGCGAUCGUGAUGAUGAAACUGGUACGCGCACGCUAUAGGAAUGUGUACGCGUACGAAAUCGAGGGCAAUAACGUACAGGAUGCUGCACGGUUAGUGUUUCCGGACACCUUCACGUGGACGGAUUUGUGGCACCUGAAGGUGUCGGUGCUGCUCUAG